Messenger RNA from Corythoichthys intestinalis (scribbled pipefish), 3214 nucleotides. RefSeq names its product caspase activity and apoptosis inhibitor 1. Lineage: Eukaryota; Metazoa; Chordata; Actinopteri; Syngnathiformes; Syngnathidae. The transcript has 6 exons. The record is from RefSeq and is a predicted model, not a curated record. Bases 85 to 918 code for a protein of 277 amino acids.
UCAGUUUCAAGCGACAUUGACGCUUGUGCUCAAGCGGCGUUUCCAAACGGAGCGUGGUCGAUAUUUUGCUUCUUUCGUUUAAAAAUGCUAAAGAAGAAGUCAAGCGAGGGCGAAAAGAAAAGGAAGCACCCACCGCCCGACGAGCGGCAUCGGAACAGUAAGCGUAGAAGCGCCGAAAGCAACGUCGAGGACGAGUUCGCCGACCCGGAGCUGGACAGGGUCGGCAGUGACAUUGAGGAAGGCGGACUCGACCUCGGCGUGCCGUUUAAGCCCAUAAACGCCUACGUCGGCGACAAGAAAAAGAUGCUGGAGCAGUGCUUCGGGGUGUUGGGAGAAAAGAAACUACGUAGGAUGCUGCCCGAGCCAUUCAAGGAUUUGAAUUUAGAGGUGGUCCGACGACUGUGCUGGGAGCAACUGGAACCAAUUUCGGAGAGGAACAUCAUGCAGAUCCUAUCUGGGGGAGAAGUUACCGAAGAGGACAACGCCAGCCAACAGAACUCGCAAAAGAAGGAAGACGACAACAUGGACUCCACUGCCAAAGAACCCGAAAAGACUGAAAACGCCCAGAAAGAGGGCACAGGCUCCAACGAUGAGAGCGACGUCCUCAGCAUCGACGCCGGCGACAGCGAUAUCGACGCACCUAAGGAGGAGCCGCCCGGCAAAACGGCGGAAAUCGGCGCUGGCGGACACCCCUCGCGGGGCAAAAAGGACAUCCAAAGCGACAUCGACCGAAGCGUUAGCGAAAUUUUGGCGCCGGCGGAGAAGGAGGCCUCUGCAGUCGUUCGCUGCCGGGCGGACACGGGGGCGGACGCCGCCCCGUGUCCGCCGUCCAUUCAGCAGCUGGAACUUCUUGAGCUGGAGAUGAGGGCACGUGCCAUCAAAGCCCUCAUGAAGGCCAGUCACGGAAAAAUGUCUUAACCAAGUAAAAUAGUUUCAUUGCAAUGUGCUCAACCUAAAUUGUAUUGAUGUAUAUUUCAGAUACAAAUAUAUGCUAGUGUGUCGUGUGCACUAGGUGGCAGUAUUACUCCAGUAUUAAUGUUCUGCUUUUCUAUGAGUACGUUUGUGGCUACAAUAUUGGACCACAAUAAAUUUUGAAAUUUCUUUUAAUGGGUGACGUAAGCAAAAUCAUUACAUUGCCCCAAAAGCAACAGGAAGUGACCUGAAAUACCCCAAAACUACAAGAAUUGACCCAAUAUCAACAGAAAUGCAAAAUACAAAACUGGAUGUGAUUUGGAAAUGCUUCACGAUAUAUCAUUAGAACAUCACCAUCGCAAUUGAUUUUUUUGGUUUCAUAAAAGCAAGUCUGCAGAGACAUUGCCUCUGGAUCCCUUUCAUCAGAGCUGGGUAGAGUAGCCAAAAGUUGUACUCAAGUAAGAGUAGCGUUACUUCAAAAUAAUAUUAAAGGCACUGAAGUACAAGGAAAAAAAAUAUUUGGUGAAAGGAAUACUCAAGUAAUGAGUAACAUUGUGAGUAACUGCUUACAAUGUUUGAUUUUUAUUUUUUUAAACAUGGGAUUUUUUCUUAGCAAAUGAUUCAUUUUUAUGGUGCUUUAAAGACGACAUGAUUUAACAGUCGGGCGUGAUACAAGAACUGCCAGCUUGAGACUGAUUGCUAUAAUGGAGUCAUGUUAUUACAACCCCUAGCAAAAAGUACCAGUCUCGGACGAGCACUCACUCAAAGACAUUUUAUUAUGUAGAACAAACGGAUUAAAAGCUUGAAAAAUUAAUGAAUUAGUUGAAAAGUGCAACUCUUUAGCAUCCAGAAACGCUAAAAGAAAUGAAUAAAAAACAUUGUGGUGGUCAGUAAAUGUUACUUUUAUAGAGCAAGUGCAGGGAAACAUAUAGAAUCCCUCCCUGAAAUCUUGAAGUUGUUAAAUUUAACAUUAUUAAAGUAUCCAGUGGGGCAUCACAAUACAUUAAAUUAGGUGACAGUGGCAUUAAAAAGCAUUAAACGAGAUUUGCUGAUACCUGUAAAAACCCUAUGAACAGGACAGAUAAAAAAAUAAGGCUGUCAAACAAUUCAAAUUUUUAAUUGAGUUAAUCACACCCUUAAAAUGAAUUGUAAUUCAUCGCAAUUUAAACCAUAUCUAAAAUAUGCCAUAUUUUUCUGUAAAGUAUUGUUGGAAUGGAAAGAUAAGACACAAGAUGGAUAUAUACAUUCAACAUACUGUCAAUAAGUACUGUAUUUGUUCAUCAUAACAAUAAAUCAACAAGAUGGCAUUAACAUUAUCAACAUUCUCUUGAGGCGAUCCAUGGAUAGAAAGACUUGUAGUUCUUAAAAGAUAAAUGUUAGUACAAGUGAUAGAAAUGUUAUAUUAAAACCCCUCUUAAUGUUUUCGUUUUAUUAAAAUUUCAAAAAAUUUCAAUCAAAAAAUAAACUAGUAGCUCGCCAUUGUUGAUGUCAAUAAUUACACCAUGCUCACUCAUGGUACUAACCCAUAAAAUCAGUUGGACGCAAGCGCCAGCAGAGGGAGCCAAACACCAACAACAAGUAACAAGCAGGCAUUACACUACUGUCAUUUUAAUCUAUUUGAGCGGGGCAUGUGCGUUAAUUGUGUCAAAUAUUUUAACGUGAUUAAUUUAAAAAAUUCAUUACCGCCCGUGAACGCGAUCAUUUUGACAGCCCUGUAAUUUUAUAUUAAAACCCCUCUUAAUGUUUUCGUUUUAAUAAAAUUUGAAAAUUUUCAAUCAAAAAAUAAACAAGUAGCUUGCCACUGUUAACGUCGCCAAGCGGCGACGUCACACGGCCUCCCUGCCGUUCUUCCACAGUGUCUUUAACUGCGUAAAGUAGUUAUUGAAAUACACCACAAGGUGUCAAUGGCAUGUUUUAAAUUACUUAGAAACCAAGCCAAUGAGUGUGUUUUGUCCAUCGACUGACGCCGCAGUUCCCUGUUUACUGGUCCAUCCACGUCAUUUGAGUGCUGGCUUCACAACGUACAAGACCUCUGAUAGUUUGUACAUUGUGACUAAAUAUUGCAAUCUAGUGUGUUUGUUGAGCUAAACGAAAUGUUUCAAUAGAGUUUGACCAAAGUCUGAGUAAAUUUUAUGUGUAUUUUACAUAGCUAUGCUUUGCAUUGAGCACUUUUCUUUAUGUGGAUAUUAUUUUUUUGGAGAGAUAGGAAUAUUAUUUUUGUUGUGCUUUCACUAAAUGAUACUCAUGUUUGUUGUGAAGGAGUUGCCGAAGUUUAUGCCAAUAAACGGCGCGGUCCAAUGAA